GGUGUGCCGCUGAUUACGAUCCGUUGGGGCCUCUUCUUCCUCCGAAUCGACCAGACUUCUACUUAUACAUCAGGCAUAAGUGCAAUUCUGAGUCAGAUGGAAGAGUUCUCCGUCUUCCCUCCGACGCAGGUCUUCGCACCUCGCACGUUGGACUUCUUUUUCAAGGAACCGAUAGUGCUCGACUUCUCGGGUUGGGUUGGAAUAGAUGAUCAGUUUAGAUGA
Molecule: messenger RNA, 222 nt
Organism: Haemonchus placei
Lineage: Eukaryota; Metazoa; Nematoda; Chromadorea; Rhabditida; Trichostrongylidae
Source: the annotation of a GenBank genome assembly